This is a messenger RNA of Electrophorus electricus (electric eel), 2152 nucleotides long. It is a transcript of the gene uba2, whose product is annotated as ubiquitin-like modifier activating enzyme 2. NCBI's taxonomy places the organism in Eukaryota, Metazoa, Chordata, Actinopteri, Gymnotiformes, Gymnotidae. Gene Ontology annotation, molecular function: SUMO activating enzyme activity. The record is from RefSeq and is a predicted model, not a curated record. Gene Ontology annotation, biological process: protein sumoylation. Gene Ontology annotation, cellular component: SUMO activating enzyme complex; cytoplasm.
AUUGUGUUGGCGCUGUCUGCUUUUGCGAUGUUUCUUGCAGGCAUCUGUGUGGAUAUCUACCGGCCGCGAAAUUAAACGUUGUCUGUGUCCAGCCGCCAAAUCUAAUCAUGGUACAGCUAGUGGGACCCUUGCGUAAAGAACUCGCCGACUCGCUUUCGUCCUGUCGGGUGUUAGUUGUCGGAGCAGGGGGCAUUGGUUGCGAGCUGCUGAAAAAUCUUGUCCUCACCGGCUUCAAAAACAUUGAAGUGAUUGACCUGGACACGAUCGAUGUCAGCAAUCUGAACAGACAGUUCCUCUUUCAGAAGAACCAUGUGGGCAAGUCCAAAGCGCAGGUUGCCAAAGAAAGUGUGCUGCGGUUCUGUCCCUCUGCCAACAUAACAGCCUACCAUGACAGCGUAAUGAACCCAGAUUACAAUGUGGAAUUCUUCAGGAAUUUCCAGCUUGUCAUGAAUGCCCUGGACAACAGAGCGGCCCGGAAUCACGUGAACAGGAUGUGUUUGGCCGCAGACAUUCCUCUGAUAGAGAGUGGGACAGCGGGCUACCUGGGUCAGGUCACUGUCAUCAAGAAGGGCAUGACGGAGUGCUAUGAGUGUCAGCCCAAGCCUACUCAGAAGACCUUCCCUGGGUGCACCAUCCGCAACACUCCCUCUGAGCCCAUCCACUGCAUUGUGUGGGCCAAAUACCUCUUCAAUCAGCUCUUUGGAGAGGAGGAUGCGGAUCAGGAGGUGUCCCCUGACACAGCCGACCCCGAGGCUGCCUGGAAUCCUGAAGAAACUGCAGCACGAGCCUCAGCUUCAGAUCAGGAUGGUGAUAUCAAACGCGUUUCCACCAAAGACUGGGCACGUUCCACAGGCUAUGACCCCGUCAAACUCUUCAACAAGCUGUUUAAAGAUGACAUUAUGUACCUGCUGACCAUGGAUAAGCUUUGGAAGAAGAGGAAAGCUCCUGUGCCAUUGGACUGGGCCGAGGUCCAUCAGCUCGGAAGGUCUCAGGAUGACAUGUGUGGUGCAGGACUGAAGGACCAGCAAGUGCUCAGUGUGGGGGGAUACUCACAGCUGUUCCAGCGCAGUGUGGAGACCCUUCGUGCGCAGCUCAAAGAAAAGGGAGACAGCGCCGAACUUGUCUGGGACAAGGACGACCCUCCAGCGAUGGACUUUGUGACUGCCGCUGCCAACCUGCGCAUGCACAUCUUCAGUAUGAACAUGAAGAGCCGCUUUGAUGUCAAAUCCAUGGCAGGAAACAUCAUCCCUGCGAUCGCCACCACUAAUGCAGUUAUCGCAGGUCUCAUUGUCCUGGAGGCUCUGAAGAUCCUGAACUCCGACUUCCAGCAAUGCCGUACAAUCUUCCUGAACAAGCAGCCAAACCCCCGCAAGAAACUACUGGUUCCAUGUGCUCUGGACCGGCCCAACCCGAACUGCUAUGUGUGCGCCAGCAAACCCGAAGUCACAGUCAAACUCUGUGUGCAUAAAACUAUCGUCCAGACUCUGCAAGACAAGAUACUGAAGGAGAAGUUUGGCAUGGUGGCGCCAGACGUGCAGAUCGAAGACGGCAAAGGGACUAUCUUAAUCUCCUCAGAGGAAGGAGAAACGGAAGCAAACAACGGCAAGUUUUUGUCAGACUUUGGGAUACGGAAUGGUAGCCGUCUUCAAGCUGAUGACUUCCUUCAGGAUUACACACUUCUGGUCAAUGUACUCCACUGUGAAGAGUUGCCAAGGGAUGUAGAGUUUGAGGUAGUGGGUGAUGCCCCUGAGAAGGCUCCACCCCCAAGUGUUCCAGAGGAAGAGAAGAGCAUCACCAAUGGGAACAAAGACUCCGCCCAACCAUCUACCUCGACUAAAGCUGAAGCUGAGGAUGACGACAUCCUCAUCGUAGACUCUGAUGAAGAACCUUCCUCCAGCACAACGGACGUUUCCAUGGAAACUGGCAGCCUAAAGAGGAAGUUGCAGGAUGCAGAAACGGGCGAGACGGCGUCCAAGCGCAAACGCCUCGACCAGCAACCAGCUGCUGAGGACGACGACGAUGACGACGACAUCAUCGCUCUAGACUAGCAAGUCCUCUGGACCUCUUUUUUUCCCCCCCAGAGAAACAUUUGUUGUAUUUUCAUACUGUUCCCAUUACCAACCAUGUGUAAAUAUAUCUGUACAAAAACUGC